UUAGAAGCAGCAGUUUUGGUUUUACAUGCAGACAAACUCAACGUGUAAUCCAAUCCAAGCCAAGAUAUCUUGCUGCGCGCGCGAAGACAAUCUGGCAGAUCGGGCCAUCGGGCAGUCAUUGUCGUGUCGUCGUCGUAAACGUCAUGACCGCGAAAAUGGCACGAGCUGCGGAUAGCCACGAACGCCUUGCAGCCUUGCUAAGUGAAAUGCUCAACGACAAGGUGACCCGACGAGAAGUCGAAGCCCCGACGAGCGAAUUUAUGACGAAAGUCUUCUACGGCGUUUUCAAGGAGGCGGGCCUGAACGAGACCGCCUUCGAAAUGUCCCAAUUCCUCGUGCCGGCACACGUGAGCAGCUUCGUGCCAACAUUACACCUCAACAAACUGAUGCAGGUGGUCUUUACGAAGCUGGGCGUCCCCGACUUCGGCCUAUCCGACAUCAGCGACCCGGAGCCGAAGCGCAGUCGUAAGCUGCUCUCGAUACUCUGCAACUUCUGGGUGCGACUGGGUCGGCAGUGGAACAUGUGGUCAGACAUCGAGGUGGGCCUCGCCGCCGCGAAAACUGACCGCGAAGCCAAAAGAGCCCAGCUGGACGCGGUCAAGGCCAAGGUCAACCAGCUGUCCCAGCAUCCCGGCAUCAACCCGGAGAGGCUGGCGGCAGCGCAAGGGGAGCUCGCGGCCGAAAACAAGGCGCUGGCGACCAAGGAGCCAAAGCAGGCGGUUGUGAUGAACGACUAUAAGAACUUAAAAAGUGCCAAAUGCCAGGUGACCGAGCAGCUGAAGAAAAGUGAGGUGGAGGUCCUCGACCUGAGGCCUGCAGUGCACGACGUCCAAGCCAGAAUCUGCCAUUCGCCAGAGCGGCAGCGAUGGUGCUUGGCUGAGGAAGCGGAGACAGCGUCUCAGCUGCAGGAGGAGCAUUGUCAUCUGCAAACCAGGGUAGAGGAGUUGCGCCGCAAGAUGCAGAAGGCUCCGAGAGAGCGAGAGGCCUCGACCAAACUCAAGACCCAGCUGCACUCCAGCCUGGCCGUUGCGCAGCGUCUGGAGUCAUUGGUGCAGGACAAGGACAACGCGUCUGCGCGCAGGAAGAGUGCGGAGGACAAAUACCACCGCCUGCUGAAGGAGAGGGAGGCAGUGGCCGAAAAGAAAAGCCAGCUGAACGGCCAGACAGCGUUCCAGCACCAGGCCAUGCAGUCCCAGCUCAGUUUCAAGAAGGAGCAGUUGGUCCAAGCGAAGCAGCGCCUCGAGGAGCUCCAUCUCGAGCGCCAAGAGGUGGUCUGCUCCAAGGAUUCCGAGGUGGCAGGCUUGGAUGCUGAAAUCCGUCAAGUCCAGGACGAAGCGAAAAAGGUUCGGCAGUCCUUGGCGGACAAAGUGGCCGAGACGAGACUGAACUCGCAGCGAGUCUUUGCGAGACACGAGGCCAUGCUCAAAAUGGCCGAGAAGGUGUUCUUUCCCGAGGACGAAGAACCCUCCAAAGAUGCGGAGGGUGCAUCUAAUCUGUAACAACCGUGCCCGCACCCUUUUUUUUUUUGCUUUGUAUUUUUU
Messenger RNA from Ixodes scapularis (black-legged tick), 1541 nucleotides. Its product is annotated as kinetochore protein Nuf2-like. The coding region runs from base 144 to 1499 and encodes 451 amino acids. NCBI's taxonomy places the organism in Eukaryota, Metazoa, Arthropoda, Arachnida, Ixodida, Ixodidae. The record is from RefSeq and is a predicted model, not a curated record. Gene Ontology annotation, cellular component: Ndc80 complex; kinetochore. The transcript has 4 exons.